AUGUCUAAAGAUUUUAGAUUAAAUACGGCUUUUGACGAGAAUUCUGUCGGUUCUCUUCUUGAAGGAAGGUCUACAGACUUAUCCUCACCUUCUAGAAACACACUUCCUCUUAAUGAGUUGCUUGCUAGAAUUGUUGCACAGGAGGGACCAUUCGUGAAUUUGAAAGAAUCUGUUUUGGAAAAAAAGAUCGAAAAUGAAGAAAAACGGAAUAAGGAAUUUAAUGUUAAUAAUGAAAGUCAAAAGAGUAAGGGUUCAAAUAGUAGCGGAGAAGUUAAAAGUUUAGAAAAUGACGCUAAUCCUUCUAAAAUGUCUCCAAACAAGGGUGAAAUAAAAAGGAAGCUGAUGUCCACGGAGGAGUUUUUGGAGAAAAAAGAGGAAGCGGUGAAAGAUGUUGAUACGGCAUUAAAUGAGUCCUCCUUAUCCUUGGAUUUUGUAUCUCUUUUAAUUUCCUCACUACGUCCUGCUGCUGGCUCUUUGUCCAUGUCACCAAAAUUAAAGCAAUCAGUUAAAACCGGUUCUCUUUCAAGUGCAGUCAUCAAACCGCAAGCAAGGGAUAGUGCUGAAGUUGUUGCUGUACAUGAAAGAAAGGGUAAAGCUGUGGGCCGCGGUUGGAAACUUCAAAGUCUUUCACAAGCUGCACGGGAUCUAAGGCUGGCUUCAGAAUGUUUGCAGAACGAAGUAUCGAAGGAGGAAAUUUACUGGAGCAGCAUGUUGAAAAUUGUUCAUUCUGAUGAGGUGAUAAUUCCGAUUAGUCCUGCGGAUGGUCGUUCAGCAAGACAGAUCGGUGUGAAGUACGGCUUUGGUGAUGCCGGAUCAGUGUAUUAUGACAAAGGUAUUGGUUUACUACGAAAAGAUAAUGACACGGGGAAAAUGUAUUUUGAAAAGCAGCGAUCUUUAUCCCAGGUCCGUGGUAUUCAAAAUGAUAAUGAUUCGGAUUCUGAGAAGUUGGUUCUUAUUAAGUUGUACAAGCAUAGUUCAACUACACAAAAUGCUGAAAAUGGCAACACAGAUAUCACAUUGGUUGGGGAGGCAAGUGCAAUUGAUUCAGUUCCGGAGCAAACAAACUAUGAUAAUGGAUCCGUGGCAGGAAAAUCCAAGGUUCUGUGUGAUAUUAAGCGAGCACGGUUCUUUCUAUUUGAGGAAGAGCUUUUUUAUCAGCUUGUUAAGGAGGCUGCGACGCUUGGUGCCCUUCAAGUUAAGGUUGAAAGUGAAUGCAUUACCGUAGAAUUACGUCAUUUAAUGCUUAAAAUUUUGUUCUUGCCUUUAGCUGAGAUCAAAGACACGAAAUAUCAUCCGCCCGCAACUACUGAGCAAUUCAACCGAAAGGCUAAGGAGAUCUCGAUAUUUUUCCACCUAAUGCUAUGUUCCCAGCACAGGCACAAUCUGCAAAGAAAAUGCUUACCACCAGUUUCGUUAAGUAAGCAGCAGUUAUAUAAUACUCAGCAACUUGCACAGUCCGUUGUCAUCUUAAUCCGACCUCUUUUAGCUUAUCAAAGGCACCAUAGAAACAUCUUGAAGGUUAUGACUUCAAUUAGGUUGAUAUUGAUGGACUUAGAACUGAAAGAUUCAAAAAGGGUUGAUGAUAUUAUGACGAAGCAGCUAAGAUUAAUGUUGUGCUGUAAUGAUCCGAAUAGACUAACACGUUAUUCCAGGAAAGACAAGCUUAUAAAGAAUAAUCCAUUUAUAAGGUGCUUGAUCUCACCACUUUCCUUAAUGGAGCUAAGAUAUAAAAGAGUGAGAAUUCUGAUAGAAUUGACUUCGGAUUUAACUGCCUCUUUUUCUAGUAUCAACCUCAAAAUAGAUGCCACUAAAGAAGAGCUAUCGUCAGGAAAUGCAAAUGUUCUUGUUCCUGAGGCCCCGGUAGAUUAUAGUCUACCAAUUGCCGAUCUAACGUUCAAUGGUACAACUGAGUUUGGGGAUAGUCUCUGGUGGAUUAUGCAUAAUACACCGGAGAUACAAUAG
This is a messenger RNA of Brettanomyces bruxellensis, 1962 nucleotides long. RefSeq lists its product as uncharacterized. Lineage: Eukaryota; Fungi; Ascomycota; Pichiomycetes; Pichiales; Pichiaceae. Gene Ontology annotation, biological process: regulation of transcription by RNA polymerase II. The transcript has a single exon. The record is from RefSeq and is a predicted model, not a curated record. Gene Ontology annotation, cellular component: mediator complex; core mediator complex. Bases 1 to 1962 code for a protein of 653 amino acids. Gene Ontology annotation, molecular function: transcription coregulator activity.